UGGUUCUCGCGGGAUCAUGCAGAUGAGCGGCGCCAUGGCUCCCAGGGCGAUGGGAUAGCGAGCGGGAGGAGGAGAAGGCCAAGGCCCACAAGUAGCUAAGAAGAUGGCGGACGCCAAGCAGAAGCGGAACGAGCAGCUGAAGCGCUGGCUUGGCUCAGAGACUGAGCUCGAGCCACCCGUCCUCAAAAAGAAGAAAACCAAGGUCAAGUUCGACGAUGGCGCCGUGUUCCUGGCCGCCUGCUCGAGCGGGGACACAGACGAAGUGAAGAAGCUUCUGGACCGCGGCUCGGACAUUAACUACGCCAAUGUGGACGGACUGACCGCCCUGCAUCAGGCAUGUAUAGAUGAUAAUCUGGAUAUGGUGAAAUUCCUAGUGGAACAUUCUGCAAAUAUUAAUCAGCCAGACAAUGAAGGUUGGAUACCAUUGCAUGCUGCUGCUUCCUGUGGAUAUGCAGACAUAGCAGAGUAUUUAAUUAGUCAUGGAGCAAAUGUAGCUGCAGUCAACAGUGAAGGAGAAACUCCAUUAGAUAUAGCUGAAGAAGAAGCCAUGGAAGAACUCUUGCAGGAAGAAAUUAGUAGGCAAGGAGUGGAUAUAGAAGCUGCACGGAAGGAAGAAGAACGAAUAAUGCUUCGCGAUGCCAGGCAAUGGUUAAAUAGUGGGCAAAUAAAUGAUAAUCGGCAUCCCAAAUCUGGGGGAACAGCACUUCAUGUAGCUGCAGCUAAAGGCUAUUCAGAGGUUUUAAAACUUCUAAUCCAGGCAGGUUAUGAUGUAAAUAUCAAAGAUUAUGAUGGCUGGACCCCACUACAUGCUGCAGCACACUGGGGAAAAGAGGAAACCUGCCGAAUCCUGGUAGAAAGCUUCUGCGAUAUGGAGAUGAUCAACAAAGUGGGGCAGACAGCUUUUGAUGUAGCUGAUGAAGAUAUUCUUGGGUACUUGGAAGAGUUGCAAAAAAGGCAGAAUAUGCUUUUCAGGGAGAAACAAGCAAAUAAAUCCCCUUUGAUCGAGUCAACUGCAACAAUGGAGAACAAUCAACAAUUAAAACCCAUCAAAAGUAAAGAAACUCUGCUGAAUGAACAAAAGGUUCCAGUCCACAUAGAAUCUCUUGAGCAGGAAAAAGUGGAUGAAGAAGAAGAGGGUAAGAAAGAUGAUUCCAGUUGUUCCAGUGAAGAGGAGGAGGAAGAAGACUCAGAGUCAGAAGCAGAAGCAGAAAAAAACAAACCUACAACACAUGUAAAUAGUGUAAACCGUAUCAACAGUGGAGGUAGUAUACAGUCUGCAGCAGUAGCCCCAACAACUGUACCCACAAAUCAAGUUGCGCCAACGUCACCAGUGAAAAAGUAUGAAUCCAUUACUCCACUAAUGCCUGUGGCGGAGCCAUUAGAUCCGACAUCUUGGCGUCAGGGGUUGCGCAAAACUGGCAUUGUUCUUGUGCCUCAAAAGGGUGACAAAGUUAUGUUAACGACUCCAUUCAUCAAAUCUUUAAAAGAGGAAGAGAAAAGGAGGAAGGAGGAAGAAGAGAAGAAAGAUGCCUCCCCAGCAUCUUGGAGGUCUGGACUUCGCAAGACUGGAAGCUAUGGUGCAUUGGCUGAAAUUAGUGCUUCCAAAGAGGCACAGAAAGAGAGAGAUGUUACAGGUGUGAUGCGUUCAGCCUCAAGUCCCCGACUCUCGUCCACUCUGGAUAACAAAGAGAAGGACAAAGACCAGAAAGGGGCAAAGCUUGCUUAUGUUGUACCUACCAUCCCAUCCAGAAGAUUUGCCAGCACGUCUGAUAUUGAUGAGAGAGAAAUCAGAGAUUCUGCAAGUAACUUAGUACGUAGUGGUUCUUACACACGGCGACGCUGGGAAGAAGAUAAGAGGAAGGAAAUGAACCAUACAUCCACAACAGAAGGAUCAACUUUGCAAAAUGCUGCUGUCACCAGUGUUGUGCCUGGUUAUCAGAGGAGUAAUUCGUAUCUGCUAGCAAUAGGCAGAAGUAACAGUGCCAGAGAUCUCCCAACCAGCUCUUCCUCAGCCAUCAGCUUGGAUUCUACUAAUUCCAAGCCUAGGCAACCAUCUUCAACUCAGUACUCAUCUUACAGCGUCUACAAAAGUAGUUCUUUUGGUAGAAGGAAAGAAGAUUUGAUCAGUCCUGUUCAAAGUGCCAUUUCAACCAACGCCAUUGCAAGCAUUACCUCAUUAAGCAGCCUGCAACCUAUUCCCAGGAGCACUGCAUCCACUUCCUCUGGCAGUACUUCAAAUCGGUUCUCGACGGGGGACAAUGCAGAAAGAGAGAAAGAAAAUGUUCCUUCAACGGUUGCUACAACUGGCACUGUCUCUUCAACAGCAGAGGUCAGGGAGAGACGAAGACUGUUGGUUCCUUUCGAGAUUCGGUCGUAUUUAACUCCUGUUCGAGAUGAAGAAUCUGAGUCACAAAGAAAAGCCAGGUCGCGGCAAGCUAGGCAGUCGAGAAGGUCAACACAGGGUGUAACACUAACAGACCUACAAGAAGCUGAGAAAACGAUUGGGAGAAGUCGUUUAGACCGUCGAACUCGAGAACAGGAAGAUAAGGAAAAGGAAAAGCAAGACAGAGAAAAACAAGAGGAUAAGAAUAGAGUGGAAACUCAAGAUGACGAGAGACAAAGGUUUAGUAAAAACACCGAAGAGCCUUAUCAACGCAUGAGGUCAAGCACCACGACAGCUUCAACUGCCACUAUCUCUGCCUUCAAUAAUUCGUAUGUUGCAUCCCACCAAAAUCGACCGAACAGCCUUAUCGGCAUUACGUCUGCUUACACUCAGUACAACCGAGGCUCUGGAGAAGUGGAUAAAGAAAUGGACAAAAGAGAAGAUGAGAGAGAUGGAGAAGAGAAAUUAGAUGACAAGUCACAAAAUAAACCAUCGAUAAGAGAGCGUCGGCGGCCAAGGGAAAAGCGGAGAUCAACAGGUGUUUCUUAUUGGACGCAGGAUAGUGAUGAAAAUGAACAGGAACAGCAGUCUGACACAGAAGAUGGGACAAACAAAAAAUGUCAGAAUGACAGACUUUCAAGGUUUGACACAGGACUUUCUAAUACUGCACAUAACGAGGGUCCUGAACAGUUCUCUAAUCGAACAGGUUUGUCUACUUUCAGAGGAAGCAAGCAAGCGUCUCUCAGGGCAGAAAAGGAAGACACGUUGGAUUAUAAAAAGCUUUAUGAGCAGUUCUUGGCAGAAAAUGAGAAACUUAAGGCGAGUCUACAUGACACAAACCUGGAACUGAAUGAGUUGAAAGUGCAAUUAGAGAAAGCCACACAGAGGCAAGAAAGGAUAGCUGAUCGGUCGCUGCUCGAGAUGGAGAAAAGGGAAAGAAGAGCUCUCGAAAGGAAAAUUGCAGAAAUGGAAGAGGAGCUGAAGAGCCUGCGUCAAGUAAAAGAGUUUCAGACUGUGAGACAGUUAAAUGAGCGGCUGCUGGCUGAGAAUAGGGCUCUGACCAGAGUGGUUACCAAGCUUUCUGAGUCUUGUAGGCUUUUCCAGGCUGUGGACUCGUAGAUCCUUCCCUUUUCUUCAUUACUGCUUCCCUUCACAGCCAGAUGCUACCAGACUUGAAAGCAGACAACCAGAGGCUGAAAGAUGAAAAUGGGGCUUUGAUCAGAGUCAUCAGCAAACUUUCCAAGUAAACAGGAUUCUGAUUGCUGUUGAUGCCAUUGCAUGAAAACUGAUCUACUCUGAAUUAAUCACACUCAAUUCAGUAAAGUGAUCGAAAAGAGAUGGAAGUGACCGACCAGGCUCCCACCUUGAAGAACAUCAUCUUUUAUGAACCUGUUUCAUGUCUUUAUAUAUGGAUAUAUAUAUAUAAAAGAUGUUGUUGUGUGUGUAUAUAUAUAUAGCCAUUUUAACAGAUACUAAAACUGCUGAAGAAGUGGAUGACUGAAAAUCUUGUUUACAGUAAUGAGGAAAGUGUUUAAAGGCAGAAGCGCCUCGAUGUUAAACCAAUAAGCCUUACUUGUAUAUAAAACACUUGCAUCAACAAACUGCUUUCAUUGUCACAAUGAAGACAGUUAAGAAUCCAACUAAAUGUUACUGUGCCACAGAAAUAUUUUCCUUUUUCACAUGCUUAAAAAAUUGUUUAAUAUGUGCUUAACCUAUGUGCCAGUUCAAGUUGGGACAGCAUUCACAACAAUCCCGUUUUGGAAAAGAUUCAACUAAGGCCGAACAAGGAGGUAACUGCAAAUCCUGAUUUGUAUCCCCCCCCCCCCUCCACACAGUGAUCAAUACAGUUGGUGAAACUUUGCUUUCACUGUUUGUGCAAUAUGCAUUUCUUUAUAAGAUGCUUUAACAAAUACGUUGAAGUAGAUUUAUUUUACGAAAUGUUUUCUUGACUUAAGUCUGUCACAAUUUUUAAGCCAGUAGUGCAAGAUCUUAAAGAAUCUGUAACCUUCACAUUCAUUUUAGCAGGUACUGUGUAUGUGUAUUUUAUGUUCAUACAAUAUAUGUACACAAUUACUGUUUUAAGUUUCAGUGCACCAUGUAGGCAUAAUGGUUACACAAACAGAUUAUUCAAAGAUGUGUCUUUUAAAUGAGGUUUUAUGGCUUAAAAAGUGCUUGUAUACAUGUUUUUUUGAAAAGUGCGGUGUCUUGAAUGGUAAGUGGUACAUUUAAUUUGGGAUUCCAAUGUUCACAGAUGUAAAAAUGUACAUCGAAGGUUAAUGAGAAGUUUCUCACUCUAUUACAUUCUGAGAGUCACAUCUCGACCAUUUAUUCCCUGCUGAAGUAAUUGAAGUGGACGUUUAUUGAGGGAAACUAAUUUAAUGGUCUUCACAUGGGGCUGAUGGCAAGAAUCGUGACAUUUUCAUGUCGGUCCCCAGAAAUUGAAAUGCACUUCUUAGAUUGUGGUGGUCUUUUUCAAAGAAAAAUUGCAGUGAACGCUCUUACCAUUAGACCAAUAUUGCGCAACACCCCUAGUUUAUUUUGAAUAUAUAUUUAAAUGUCAAUACAACUUCUUACGGCACAUAUUGUAUGUUAAAUAAAACCACUGAAGAGUUCCAA
Stegostoma tigrinum is the source of this 4999-nucleotide messenger RNA. It is a transcript of the gene ppp1r12a, whose product is annotated as protein phosphatase 1, regulatory subunit 12A. The transcript is spliced from 29 exons. Gene Ontology annotation, cellular component: cytoplasm; Z disc; A band. Lineage: Eukaryota; Metazoa; Chordata; Chondrichthyes; Orectolobiformes; Stegostomatidae. Gene Ontology annotation, biological process: signal transduction. The coding region runs from base 104 to 3502 and encodes 1132 amino acids. The record is from RefSeq and is a predicted model, not a curated record. Gene Ontology annotation, molecular function: protein kinase binding; enzyme inhibitor activity; phosphatase regulator activity.